CAUGCAUCAAACGGAAUGCAAAAAUAUUGCGUUUAGCGCUCCUUUGAAAUAGUUGACUUUCUCUCGACUUCAAUCACCAAAGAGCAUCCAAAAUGGCGCUGCAAGGGAUUUAUUUCAGUUCGCCCAAGGUACAAAAGCAGUACAACAAAGGUAAUUAUGUUCGUGUGAUGCAAAGACCUCGCACUGCAGGAAUUCGGAUUCUGGUGUUUACAGUUCCCAUAAGGAACACGGAUUUCCUAUCCUACGUUAUUUGCGUUUACUAGUCUUUUAAGCCUCAGACAACGCGGACGCAGUAUUCCAAUUUUACCCUAGACAUUGUCUUUGGCUGUCUCAUCUACAGAAGCGUUCAGAAUUGUGUGUAUUAAGUACAUAUUCUUUGAAACUCGCGUGAACUGCUUUGAAUAUCAAUUGUGUGUGGUCUUGAUCUGACAAUCCAUUUGAGUCUAAUGAUCGUUUGCUACAACAGAGCUGGCUAUAAAUUUAAACCCAGUUUUCUGGCUUUUUCAUAAGACAGCAGUUUUAUACUCGUUACAAAAAUUGAGGGCAACAUUUUAUCUUCAAGAGCAGUAUUCCAGAUCAAAGCGAGAUGAUCAGUUGAAAUCAUGAUGAUUUCUCGUUUCGCCAGACACUUAAUGUUGAGGGCUUCUGAGUUAAUAAUUUCUGAAGUGUUAUUAGGUGUAAAGCCAUUCACAGGUUUUAUGAACGUUCAAAUUGCUUUCGAGUCUCAGACCGAUCAAAUCCGUUUCUAUUUACUAAUGCCCGAUCGUUGUUUCACGCCAACUAUAAACAAAAGAUAAUGAACUGCUGUCACUGUUUCUACGACAAACUCACUCCUGCGUAUUUCCGGUCUGUGUGCAUAAUUUAAACAAUGGUUAGCACCUAAAAGAUCAUCUUAAAACUGCAGAAAAGCUAUUAAACACGCGACAACUGUUAGGAGAAAUUAUAUUUUCCAAAGCUAUUCAACUGGAAACUUUGACCUUUAAAGAACUGAAAAUAAGUUGGCUUAACGGUGCACGACGAUAAUUAAAUCAGAUAUCAUUGAAAGCAUCACUAAGCAGUAAAAAACAAAUGUAAUAUGCGUGUUUUUAGCCGAUAAUUGUCCAUUAACUAAUGACUAGGAUAUUUGUCAUCAAACUGGUAUCAGUUCUUGUCCGCACUUCGUAGGAGACCCAGGAAUACAUAAACUUGUAGAUACAAAGGUAAAUAAUACAAGUUUUCUAGUUGUUGAUCAAAGUUUCAUCAGACCGUGCUAAAAACAUCCCGUAAGCGAUAUCAACUGACGUCAUAAAAUCCUUCAAAGCAACAAAGGAAUUAGCACUGUGAAUAACUUAACUGAUUAUGAGUGUAUGGGGUUUACACACCACAAAACUAAAAGAUCACAGAAAAUAUAUAACUGUGAACGAAUUGAUCACGCGAAAAUCUAUAGUUUAAGAGGUUUUUUUUUCCUUCACUUGUAUUACAAAUGCGGGGAAAUUAUUCUCGCGCGCUCUGCCAUGAUAGCUUACAAUAAUUUCGACACUAGCCUUUUGCAAGAACAAAAAGUGAUACGCUAUGCACAGCCCAUUGUUUCACUGAAAUUCUAACCAUAUUUUGACCCUUUGUGAUCCGUGUCUGUAUCCACUUGAUGACAGGCAAGAAUCAACCAAAAUGCGUAUAUACUUUAGCUUAUCAUAUAAAUAGCAAAUAGAUUCCACUUUGUCGUGGGUCUGUUUAAUAGAAGAUCACAGUUGACGUCAAAACUAAAAGUGGUAAAAACGAAAAAGUGGCUCACGAGGUGCAGCUGAGUGUAUCACUAAAGUUCCUAACAAAUUCUGAAGUCUUCUUUGAUUCAUAACUGUGCAGAUCAACGGCAAAAUUGAAUCUAAUUGGAUUUUUACGAUUAAAAAAAAAGCCGAAUGUUGUUAAAGGCAGUCAUCUAAACGUCUGUCCUUCAAUAGAUCAUGAGCAAGAACCGCGGAAAAUGCGUGAAUGUUACACCUCAAGAGAUUAUAAAUUGAGCUCAGUUUGUAUUCUCGUGUACACCUUGAUAUAGAUUGUGUCAUAGACCAACUUUAAGCUAAUCAAAUGGGGAACACUUGUCGAUAAGGGCGGCCUGGUGAUUGAGCAGCUGCCGCGCGGGUAUGAUUUUAUAUCAAGGAGUAACUAAGUUUUCCUUUCCAACUGAUAUCCGUCAGAUUUUUUCAUUACUAUAAAUGACAAAGAGCGGUUAAAAGUCGAAUGUUUCUAUAUUGCAGGUCGGCGCAAGUCAAAAAUCACUCCAAAUCAUUAUGUAAUAGUUGUUAAACUGAAUUCCCAUGCAAAACGUGGGCUCAUUCUAAAGAUGCUUCCGAAUCGAUACUCAAAUUCUUUCCCAAAUAUGUUCUAAAACUUCCUACAACUCGAAUUGCACUUCUAUGCUGCGUUCCCAAUUCUCCUGCAAACUGUUUGACAAAAAUUCACGAAAUAAGUCACAGCCGAAAGCCUUUCUUUCAAAAGAGUGCGCUCAGCGAGCACUCUUGCUGAUAAAAGUUCGCCGCCGUCUUGGAUUUCUAAUUCAGCUUCUCUCCACGAAGUGAACGAUGGAUAUGCGAAAAGUACGUGCUGGGGUUAUGAUGAUCGGCUUGCUAAUAAUUUUUUUAUUCCCCCUUAGCCACUAAAAAUCCUACGGGAAUUAUGAAUGAUGCUUACGACCAGCCAGGAAGACGACAAACCCAUUCGUUCGAAGAGAGUUACUCUUCCGUUCACGAUCACAGACCUUCGGCCGCGUACGUAUAUCAAGAGAAUGGGCCGAGUAAGCCCCAUCUGCCUUCAAGUUCAAGCACACUCGGGUUUCUUCCUCCCAAGAAGCGGAAGCGCGAGAAUCCGUGCGGUAUAAAGUGUAUUCUGAUCACACUGUUGGUGCUUUUUAUCAUUCUGUUCCUGGUGAUGAUAGUUUUAUAUUUUACGAGGGAUUCCUCGAGUGAAAAAGUUGACGGAAAGAGCGCAACAGAGUCUGAAGCGGUAAAUACGUUAACGAUAAAUGGUAAAAUGGUAAAUUAUGAAACUAGAACGUAAGAUUGUCCCAUCCUAAAGUGCAAACGUUACAAGGAUAUUCGUCCAAUAAUAAUUAGCCGGCCGGUUAAAGUGAAGGCAAACCCAGUUUGCAGGUCUGGCCAUCCUGUCGAAACUUAUCCCAAUUUCAAUUUUGUUAGAGUGAAUAAGAGAACCAUUAUUUCCCCCAAGACGGAUGACAAGGAAAUUGUAAGGUUAACACACCCUUAGCUGCUAGCAUUUCAUUUGAUCUAAGAGUUUACCAUGACCUAUGCGUACCCCUGGGUAGAGAGGAGAACCGAGAGAGUACAGAGUCUUCGAGCACUUUUCACUGGAGUCUAAUUAAACCAAAACGAAAGUAAUCACGGCGGCCAAACUGCCAGAAACGCGGGAAAAUGCGAGUGGAUCAAGGCGCGAUUGGUUUUAGAAUUUGGUUGGUUGUAUGAAUGGCGCGAUUUUUUCUGGACCAAUCACAGAUAAGACUAAGGCAAAACCAAUGUAAUCGUGGGUUAUUUUUGACACUCAAAUGAAACUUUUAAAAGUUACGUAGAGCCCUAGGCUAGUCCUUUUACUUCAAGCUACCCCCCCCCUCAAGAUAAACCCCCCUAUAGUCCUUUAUAAGAAUUAAUCCCCUUCUCCUCCUCCCCCCCCCCCACCCAUCGCCAGGUUGUUCUCCCUUUCAAAUAUGAUGGACCGUUUCAGUCUUGUUUUGUAAGGAGUUAUUGUCUUAUUUCAGAAACAAACUCCAUCUCCCCCAUGCUUCUCAAUUCCAAAACCUGUGCCAUUUACAGCGCUACCUGAAAGUCUUAAAACCAAACUAAAAGAGCUGGAAGCUUUGAUCAAUAAGCACGUCGAAGAAGGAGGACCGGUAAGUAUCUCAUGUUUUGUUUACUUUCUUGAUGAAUUGAUUUUUUCACUUACAUUCGCCAAAUGCAGCAUAUGCUUUGAAUAGUGAGAUCAUUGAGAUACAGUGCAAUUUACUGCUAUGAAAUAUUCGCUGUUGCCCUCUUUCACCGUUUCAGAUGGCUGUAACAGGCAAUAUCGUUUACAUGAACAAAGUGAUCUGGAAAAGAGAGAAUGGUGUAAUGAAUGAUUCUGAGACACCUAAAAGAAUACCUUCAGCCACUACUGUAUUCCCCUUGGCAAGUGUUUCAAAGGUGUUGACGGUAAGAAAAUCCAAGUUUCUAGUAAAUUUAUUAUCCUCAUAAUCGAACCCCACAUUUGUAAUUAAAGCACAAGUCUGCUCUGGCGUUCUCGUGUGGUGUAGGAGAUAAAGUUGUCACAAGAAGCUUGAGGAAGCUUUAAUUAUUGGCUUAUUUUUGAAAGUAGGUUUACUGCCUUCACGAUGAAGAGAAUCUUCCUGUCUCAAAGUGAGAAUUUUUGUACAUUGCCACUGACUUAGCUUGGUCGUAAUUAGAGAUAUACCUAGAAAAAGGCAAUUUCCUACAUUUCAUGCACUUGUUACUUGAACUUCGGAGAAAUGAACAGUUCUUACCCUUUCCGUUUGCGAUCUGAAAAUUGUUGAUGAUCAAAAAAACUUCAGAUCUUUGCUACCCGCCUUUAGGAGGAUUAGGAAGGAGACCGCUAAUACCUCAGAAAAUUCAAGCUUUUAUGUCUAAAAAAAAAAUUCCUUCCAAGCGUAGAGUUUUACACUAAAGGCCACGAACGAACGAGCAGGGUUAUUGAAAAAUUUGCCGCUUUUCGACACUGCAGGUAUUGAUGUUGUUUAAGCUACACAAUGACGGUUUUGUCAAAUCAUUGGACGACCCUGUCACCAGUUAUCAAAGUGAUUUUUCUGUAAAAAAUCCUUUUGGGAACGACCCAAUUACGUUAAGGUAAGACUUACUUUUAAUCUCUUUCGAAUCAAGGAAAAUAUUCCUCUUCAUUUCAUUCUUUUCUAGAAUCAUGUCAAGAGAUCUAUCUUCAAUGUAAAUAGUGCGUACGCAUUCACACAAAACGAUAGAUUAGUGUAGCACCUCCCCCACUCCGAAACCACGCCUUCCCCACCCUUACACCAUCACAAAGUAAUUUCACACGUUCCUUCUUGGUUUUGUCUCAUUUGUUAGACAGCUGGCGUCUCAUCGUUCCGGUCUUCCUAGGGAGGCACCCUGUUACCCGGAGACAAGAUCAAACCUCUGUCCUUAUCGUCACGAUCAGAUGAUACAGCGGCUUAGAAAUGUGACCCUUUUACGGGCGCCUGGUACAGAGCCGCAUUACAGGUUUUUUUUCAUUUUAUUUUAAACUCAUCAUCAAUGAACUGUUAUGACAGUGUCCCAAGAAUCGUAUUCCAAAAUUGCGAUUUUCCCAUGGUUAAUUAAUGUUAGUAGGCCCUUAUUUCCUCGACUGAUUCUUCAUAGUUGAAAAUAAUUGUUAGCUUGAAACGGGGCAACGGAAUAGAUUAACAUUAAAGAGUGUGAAAUUCAGAGUUCGCUCUUCCGAAGUCACCAAUUCUGUCAAAGCUCUAAAGUACCUAAGCGUUUCCGAGUUGUCCGCAUGUAGGCUUUAAGAUCAUAGGCAAAGCAAGUAAAUAUUGUUUGGAAGGCAUAUCAUUUUUCACACGCUUUUCAAAAGCUUUUCAUAGCUUUACAAAUGCUAGCUCAUGUUAUGCUUUUAAUUGCAAAUUUCAAAAGCAUAUGAAUGUUCAUGAGAAAUAAGAUUGAAAUCGUAUGAAGACCUUGUACCUGUGAUCUGUCCCUUGUUUAGUAACCUCGGCAUAGCGCUGCUCGGUCGGGUCCUGGGCGAGAGAUUUGGAAAUGGGGCUGGUUAUGAAGGAUGGAUAAAGAGCAAUUUAUUUGACACCUUUGAAAUGACUGACACAUCUUUCGUCUUGGACGACAGGUAAAUACUGGGCGUGUUUUUAUUACUUUAGCCUAUGGUUUUAAUUUGAGAGAGGAAUAACGCAAUCAAGCAAGUUCUGGAACCCACAAAGCGAUAGGAGUCAAGGACUCAAGGUCGCCACAGGAACUUGAGCUGCAGGGAGCAUCUUCCUUUCUAUAAAACGCACGUAAAUUCCUUUUUUAAAUUUAUUUCUUUAACUUUCAGUAUGAAGAAACGUAUUCCAGUUGGUUAUUUCAGCCAAACAGAAUUCUCUAAUGUCAAAAAAUGGGGAUGGCUAAAUCCAAGCGGAGGAGUCUAUUCAACUGUAACUGACUUUGCAAAGGUAAAACGUUGCUUCAAGAUGCGUUAAUCGUUGUCUUUACGCGAGCCGGUUUCUUUUCACCGCGACUGCCUUUCUCCCAUAAAGUGUCUAUUAUUUCUUAACUUAUCUCCAGGCGCAAGGGUAAAAAUUAAAACCAGAUUUAGCCAAAGCUAAAAGCGAAGAAGGUUAAUUUUUCUUCACACUCAUUUCGUGCACAUCUGAUCGUCCACGUGCACCUUCCCAUCUUGCACCUCGGUGUUGCGCAUGCGAAAUACAGUUUUAAUUACGAACAUCGGGAUAUAAAUAUUUAGGGAAGUAAAUCUGCUAAAUUUUCCAUGCCUGAUAAGUUACUGUAUUUUCUUAAGUAUGGAGUUUCUCUACCUAAUUAGCUAAUUAGCUGCGCCAAUUAUUCAAGUCAUCAUGCUGUAUAAAAUAGCUUAAUUGUGUGGUUAUUGUCGUUGGUUUUUAAAUUCCAGUUAGAGGCGGCUCUAUUUGACUCCAACAACUACAUCUCUAACGCUCUUGCGGACGACUUCUUUAGGCCAGGUGAGUUUAUUUUCCCUUCGUUAUCGAGAGCAGACUAUAAUGGUUAGUCCACCACUUCUCCUACUAAUUCAGUUGCAAUAUCUUAUUUCCUCCCCAUUUCAUUGAAGGAUACAUUCUUGGUGACGGAAAGAAUGUCGUUGGGACACCUUGGGAGAUUACAAUCUUUCAUGAUUUACUCGUCAGAAGGAAAGUCGGUGACGUGUUCGGAUACCACGCGGUAAUCCAACUUCUGCCAGAGUUAAAACUGGGUGAGAACAAUUAUAAUUCGGCUUGCAGCAGCCUAUGAGAAUGCCCUCAUCAUUGCAUUUUUGCAAGGGCCUUGUCAAUGAUAAUGAAUAACUCGUGCCAGACCCCUUAGCAGACUACUUCCUGGCUCGCCUCAACUUUCUCGCGGGUGAGGAGAAGCUCGUCCUGCAGCGCUAGUAGGGACCUUUAGCAAACCACGACGACGACAGCAACGAAGACGUGGCAAAAUAAAAGAUUUACUGUGCAAAACAAUAUAGCUCAGUGCGUUUUAAAACUGUGUACAUUUCUUAGUCGUCCUCUGCAAAUUAACAACGUGAAAUCAUCAAACUUUGCGUGGUCCGAGAAAGGAAACCCCGACGGCAAAUUAUUCAAGUUUCCAUUUAGAACUCAACGCCGCUCUCAUACGUUAUGCUGAUGUUAACUUGCGGCGCCGUAAGAGAUAGUAAACACAUCCAGUAAUUCGCGAGAUUCCAACUAAAAAUAUAUAUUAACUUUUUUAUCGACGUCUUUCUUGGCGUUGCCGUCCUAAAUGAUAAAGGUCCCUAAUAAUAAGACAGUGCUCGUAAGCGACGCGGUCUGGGACCAGAGUUCUCUUCGCACUCAAUGUUAAAAUCACUUGGUUUGAAUUUUUCAAAUCUCAGCUUUUUCUACGCCUCUGCUCAGUUUAGACGAACCCCAUCGAAGUUUAGUUACGUUUAAGGUAAAAAAAAAAUUGACCAUCAUUUUCUUUAUUUUCAGCUUUCAACUUAUUUUGCACACAUUGUGAACCACUGCGGACUCAAUUUACCGAACAAUUUAACACGAAUUUCAUCCCUGCUCUUAAAGAAGUCCUCUUAAAAGAAACGGAAAAGGUAAUUGUUUCCAAUUUAAGUUACUGACUACGCCAAGUUUUCUUUUUUAGAGCAAUUUUUAAUUGAGUGGUGGAAAUAGUCCAUGAUUGCUAUGGAUUUGCUGUACUUAGUUUUCUGAUUGGUCGAGAAAACUCGUGCCAAUCUCUCAACCGAUCAAACCUCGGUCACUCGCAUUUUCCCGCGGUUGAGGUGGUUUCCUCGUUUCAACUUCUAAUUCUGAUUGGUUCAUUAUGAUAUUUUCCUUUGAUGUUAUUAUCUUAGUGAGCGACCAUUUUAGAAGCGCGCGUGGAAGCAGGAGAGCAUGAUUUCCCUCGCGCGACCCUAUUUACGCAUAAUCGCUCAUGUGUCCUCUCACUCUCACAAUCUGUCAAGCUUCUGAAUGAGGGCUGAUGCUAGGGCUAUACUAAGAAAGAGCGAUGUAAGUAACCAAUGUCAAGCAGUCUGUCGCUUAGUAGUGAACUUCACUUUCUUUUAUUCAAUUCAGAAAAUAGUACUUCCUCCAGAUACCAAACCAUUUAUUGGAGUGUACACAGUCGAGGGGCUCGCUUACUUGCGAUUUCUUGAGGUCAAAUUGGUAAAGGGGCAGCUACUUAUAUCUUAUAAUGGCCAUUUUGAUGUAUUUGUCUUGAACUACACAAAGCCGUUAACAUUCACAAUAAUUUUCCCGCCAUCUCUUCCAUGCGUCAACAAAUUUAUCUUUGGAGUUGAAAACGACCUCGUUGUCUUCGACAGCCCGUCAAAUGUGGAUGGUCUUUGCGAUAAGUUUACCAUGUACAGUGCAUCUCCCAGCGGUAAAACGUUCUUCUACAGAGCGAGAGACUAGACCAGGAGUAGAACAUCUUAAGAUGCCUUGGCCGCGCCAUUGUUGCUCCGACAUGGAAGAGCAUUGCAUAAAUACUUUCUUGAGACAAUUCCUUCCAGGCUUCUGCAUAGCCCUUUUUUUUUUACAGCUAUAGUUAUGCUGCGUUAGGACCUAGGGAGAGAAAAGUGCUCAAAGCUCUUCUCAAUAUAUAUUAUUAUACAAAUUUGAAGCGCUUUCUCUUUUAAUUUACCCGCAAAAGUUCUAUUGGAAAUGUUACCCACCUUCUAAAGUAAACUGUAAUCUGUGAGCUGAGGUUCAAAGGAUUUAAAUGACCUGCAGUGUAAAAGACCACUCCUAUCAGUAGACAUUUGGUUAUAGGAAGUUACAAUGUCCAACCACAAACGGCAUUUACCAGCCCGAGUUACAAAAGCAAAAGGAAAGAACAACAGCACUACGAUCGAAAAAUUUAGAGGGUGCAAUAGAGACGCAUUGCACAAUAAGGAACUGAUUGCGCAUCUAAUGGCGAUAAAUGAAACCGGUGUUUGUUGAAAAUAAUAUAUUUUGUUAGGCUUGCCUCAUCCUAGUUUAACAGUAAGAAUUGCUUUUGGAACAUUAGUAUAUAAAUAUUGUAGAAAUAUCAGAUUCUAUCCUGUUUUGAAAUAUGAUACCUUCUCAGUAUAUACUUACAUAAUUGUAACUUUGGCUACCUGGUAAGCAAGUUUAUCGAUCAAAACGGCUUUACUUUUCACGAAGGGUAUUUUUUUGGAGCAAUUUUCAAUUGUGACUCGAAAGUAAUCCGCAAAAGCUUUGGUUUUACUUUAUUAGACUCGUGUCAUGCUCUAAACCAAUCAACCGCUAAGCGAAAUCCAGUCAUCACUUGGUCGCCCGCGUUUCCCGCGCUUUUGGCGUUUGCUUAAUUUUCACUUUGAGUCUUUAUUGGCUAAUGAUGACGCAAACCUUCCCUAUGAUUGGCUGAUGUGAUUACUCCGGUUUUGGUUUUACGACAGUCAAUCCAAGCUGCCCUAAUUUGCGAACUUACAUUAAGACUGAAUUCAACGUUUUUUUCGAGUGGAAAACCAUUUUUUUUUUUUCUUUUUUUCAUAUCCUAAGCUGAAGUAACUUUUCUUUAUCUGUAAUUUGUAAUUAGCAUCACUGUAAUAAACAAACCCGUACAA
Messenger RNA from Pocillopora meandrina, 9768 nucleotides. The record is from the annotation of a GenBank genome assembly. NCBI's taxonomy places the organism in Eukaryota, Metazoa, Cnidaria, Anthozoa, Scleractinia, Pocilloporidae.